This is a messenger RNA of Mercenaria mercenaria, 10989 nucleotides long. Its product is annotated as monocarboxylate transporter 3-like. Bases 5253 to 6659 code for a protein of 468 amino acids. The transcript is spliced from 2 exons. Gene Ontology annotation, biological process: transmembrane transport. The record is from RefSeq and is a predicted model, not a curated record. NCBI's taxonomy places the organism in Eukaryota, Metazoa, Mollusca, Bivalvia, Venerida, Veneridae. Gene Ontology annotation, molecular function: monocarboxylic acid transmembrane transporter activity.
CAUAGAUUAGAGACGUGAUCAUAAGACUGUGUGUAUUCAUAAUAAUUAUUUUAAAAAUGAAAUGAAUAUUUCAAAGUCUUAUGUGUCCCAAAGACUAAAGAAAAACUGCAUGCUAUGUAAAUUACGAUACGUUUCUUCAAAAGUGAAAAAAUAAUCACCCUGGUGUCGGACACUACUACACUCGUCGAUGAGUUCUGACGUCGCAAUAGUAUAUAUUUGCUCAUCUGCUAGUGUUCACUGUGAAUUCUUCUUACUGAACAUUCCACAUUUGCUAGUGUUCACGGCACUCUGAAUACUUCUUACUGGACAUUGCUCAUUUUUCAUGAUUCACGGCACUGUAAGUGCUGCUUAUUGAACAUUGCUCAACUUGUAGUGUUCACGACACUCUGAAUGCGUCUUGCUGAAUAUUGCUCAUUUUCUAGUGUUCAUGGCACUGUAUGUGCUGCUUACUGAACAUGGCUUAUCUUCUAGUGUUCAUGGUACUCUGAAUGCUUCUUACUGAACAUUGCUCAUCUUCAAGUGUUCACGACACUCUGAAUGCUGCUUACUGAACAUUGCUCAUCUUCUAUUGUUCACGGCAUUGUAAAUGCUUCUUACUGAAUACUGCUCAUUUGCUGGUGUUCACGGCACUCUGAAUGAUGCUUACUGAACAUAGCUCGUCUUCUAGUGUUCACGGCACUCUGAAUGCUUCUUACUGAACAUUGCUCAUAGGCUAGUGUUCACGACACUCUGAAUGCUUCUUCCUGAACAUUGCUCAUUUCCUAGUGUUCACGACAUUCUGAAUAAUGCUUACUGAACAUUGAUCAUCUUCUAGUGUUCACGACACUCUGAAUGCUUCUUACUGAGCAUUGAUCAUUUGCUAGUGUUCACGGCACUCUGGAUGCUGCUUACUGAUCACUGCUCAUCUUCUAGUGUUCACUGCACUUUGAAUGCGUCUUACUGAAAUUGACCAUCGUCUUGUGUUCAGGACACUGUGAAUGAUACUUUCUGAACAUUGAUCAUCUUCUAUUGUUCACCGCACUUUCAAUGCUUCUAACUGAACAUUGAUCAUUUGCUAGUGUUCACAGCACUCUGAAUGCUUCUUACUGAACGUUGCUCAUUUUCUAGUGUUCACGGCACUCUGAAUGCGGCUUAAUAAACAUUGAUCAUCUUCUAGUGUUCACGGAACUCUGAAUGCUUCUCACUGAAUAUUGCUUAUUUGCAAGUAUUCACGGCACUCAGAAUGCUGCUUAAUGAUCAUUGCUCAUCGUUUAGUGUUCACGGCAAUCUGAAUGCGGCUUACUGAACAUUGAUUAUCUUCUAGUGUUCACGACACUGUGAAUGAUACUUACUGAACAUUGCUCAUCUUCUAGUGUUCACGACACUCUGAAUGCUUCUUACUGAACAUUGCUCAUUUGCUAGUGCUCACGGCACUCUGGAUGAUGCUUACUGACCAUUGCUCAUAUUCUAGUGUUCACGGCACUGUGAAUGAUACUUACUAAACAUUGCUCAUCUUCUAUUGUUCACGGCACUCUGAAUGCGGCUUACUGAACAUUGCUCAUCUGCUAGUGUUCACGGCACUGUGAAUACUUCUUACUGAAUAUUGCUCAUCUACUAGUGUUCUCGGCACUCUGAAUGCUGCUUACGACCAUUGCUCAUUUUCUAGUGUUAACGGUACUCUGAAUGCGGCUUACUGAACAUUGAUCAUUUGUUAGUGUUCACGACACUCUGUAUGCUUCUUACUGAAUAUUGUUCAUUUGUUAGUGUUCACGGCACUCUGAAUGCUGCUUACUGAACUUUGAUCAUCUUCUAGUGUUCAUGACACUGUGAAUGAUACUUACUGAACAUUGCUCAUCUGCUAUUGUUCACGGCACUAUGAAUGCUUCUAACUGAACGUUGCUCAUCUUCUAGUCGCGACACUGUGAAUGCGGCUUACUGAACAUUGCUUAUCUUGAAGUGUUCACUACACUGUGCAUGCGGCUUACUGAACAUUGCUUAUUUGCUAGUGAAUGCUACAUUACUGAACAUUGCUCAUCUUCUAGUGUUGACGGCACUGUGAAUGUUACUUACUGAACAUGCUCGUCUUCUAGUGUUCACGGCACUGUGAAUGUUACUUACUGAACAUGCUCGUCUUCUAGUGUUCACGGCACUGUGAAUGUUACUUACUGAACAUGCUCGUCUUCUAGUGUUCACGGCACUGUGAAUGUUACUUACUGAACAUGCUCGUCUUCUAGUGUUCACGGCACUGUGAAUGUUACUUACUGAACAUGCUCAUCUUCUAGUGUUCACGGCACUGUGUAUUCUUCUUUUUGAACAUUGCUCAUCUUCUAGUGUUCACAGCACUCUGUAUCCUGCUUACUGAACAUUACUCGUCUUCUAGUGUUCACGGCACUCUGAAAGCUUCUUACUGAACUUUGCUCAUAUUCAAGUGUUCACGGUACUGUGGAUGCUGCUUACUGAACAUUGCUCAUCUGAUAGUGUACACGGCGCUGUGAAUGCUUCUUACUAAACAUUGCUCAUUUUCUAGUGUUCACGACACUGUAAAUGCUGCUCUGCUUUCUGAAUAUUUCUCAUCUCCUAGCGCUCACGGCACUGUAAAUGCUUCUUACUAAACAUUGCUCAUCUUCUACUGUUCACGGCACUGUGAAUGCGGCUUAGUUAACAUUUCUCACCUGCUAGUUAUCACGGCACUGUGAAUUGCGUGAAAAUAGCUAAUAAACAGUCAUAGAUUUGUUUAUGAAUUCAAUUUUCACGAAAGACUAAUGCAAUCAAUAAUGUGUAUACAUUUUUCGGAAUAUGAUCGAGCGACAUUAGUACUCCAAUGCAGUCUACUAAAGGUAAAUAAAACUUUUAUUGCGAUCUUACUCUUCACAGUUUUGAGCUAUUUUAAAAGAUUUCAAAAUAUUUUGAUACUCAGACAUGAAUGUUACAACAACUAGAACAAUGCCUAUAAAUCUCACAAAACUACAUUGUACACUGUAACGACAUGCCGAUCGAUGCGUUUAUCAUUUCGCUGAAAAAAGUUACUAAUUACAUAAGCUCGAAUGAGAAGAAAACUGUGAAUUUUACAUUUUCACACAAAGGAUAAUAGGCUGGCAGAGAAUGGGCCCGGAUAUUUUUGGUUUUGCUUAGCUAAUUUUUAUUUAAACUGUGGUCAUAGAUCUUUGACAAAGGUUCCAAAUAAGAACAGGUCAUAAUUACAGUGUAAGAGGUUUUCUAGUUUAGUAUGACUAAAUCAUUGCCAAAUGUAGAUUGUUAUUUUCUCAGUCUGAGAUAACCGCGAUGUACCAGUUUACAUUUAUGUAUCAAGUACAUUUAAAUGUUUUAAGUGUUCGGGUUUCACGCAUACAUCAAACACGCCCAUGUAUUUAUGAUCACAGUUGUGUUUUGUCUGUGCGAUGACGUCUUAAUACAGUUCGUCCUUAGCUGUCAAGGCUGUUUUUUUCUGAAAAAAAAAAACAGAUUCUGUCGAGCGAGAAAAUUUGACCGAGUAACUUACACGAGGGUCCUGCAAAAAAUUUAUCAUUGGGUUUGGAUUUCUUAAGUUCUACGUUUUAUUAAAAUCAUUUUGUCAUUGGGUUCAGAUUUCUUAAAAUUAUUUUUAUUACAAAUCAUCAAAGUAUUCCCCUUUUACCGAAACACGCUAUUGUAACCUUUUAACCCAUUCGCGAAAAGCACAUAAAUAGUCUUCUGUUGGCAUAGAUCUGUUUAACAUACUGAUGAAUGGCGCUGCCAAGAGAACUUCUGGACUUAUAUUUCUUUCUUGAAAGCAAUUUUCUUAAGCCUUGGAAAUCAAAAAUAUUGCAGGGAUUCAGGUAAGGUGAAUAAGGUAAGGUGGAUGGUUUACAACUCCCACCUUUUCAGAAGCCUCAAAAAGGCACUGUCGUGUAUAAGAUGAACUCCUAGCAAUCCUUUGCUUGGAGUUUUUUAUUGUAAAACCUUUUCACUUUCUUCAGUACAUAUUUCUUGUAGGAUCGUCCAGUUGAAUGACUGGCCCACUAAAAUUGAAGAAAAUUGCGUACAACAUCUUCUUCCAACUAAUGGUUUUCUUGGCAAUAUGUACAUUGGCAUUUUUGAUAAUUUCACUUCCAUUGCUUAUUAUCAGCCCUUUUCUGUGGCUCAAACAUGUGCACCCAGGUUUCGUCACCUGUUAGCAAGUUAGAAAUAACACGACUAUUACAGCCUUUGUAGGUUUUCAGAAGUUCCCGGGCACAUUAACGCGUUGUUCUUUUGCUCCUCGGUGAGCAAAUGAGGUACCCACCUAGCGCAAACACUUUUUCAGAAUUGUUUGCACAUUGCCUUCUGAUAUUCCAGUACAACUGGCUAUAUCUUUCACCGAUAAUCGUGCAUCCUGUUCAACCAUACCCUUUACAGCAGCGAUGUUUGCCUUUGUAACAGAGGUUUUAGGCCUACCAGAACGGAUAUCACUUUCGACAAAUAAUGUUCCAGCUUUUAAAGCUUUAACCCGCCUAAAACCUGUGCGCACUGAAAUUGCCUGAGGUCCACAUGUACCACGAAGUUCAUGAAAUAUCUGCUUUGAAUCUAUAUCAAGCCUAAUGCACUUUUCGUUCAUAUUACAAUGUGACAAGUAAAUUGGUUAGUGUAUAUGACUGCAUGUACUUCAAUUUCAAACAACUCGGACAUUUGAAAAGCAACUUGUACGAAAUAAACGGAUAUCGUUAGCAACUGGACACACCGUUCUUGGAAGUGCAUUGAAGCGUUUUAAAAAUAUCUGGGAUAAAACUACUGAAGCCCAUUAGUAACAGAACUUUUUGCAGGACCCUCUUGUAAAUGAAUUUUAUUUAUUAAAUCGCAUUAUGAGACUAAUUCACAACCGACAAAUGUAUUAGAAUAAACAAAAUGAUGUGAUCCAUAAUUUGAUCAUUUUCUGUAAUUUUCACAUCCACUUACCAAUAGAUAUUUUUCUAAAUAUGUGUGUAAAGUUUAAAAGUGCUGCGUUAACUGAAUAUGCAUCAUCGUUUUGUAGUUGAUGUGUGCACAGGGCAAGACAUAGUAGUAACUGUAUUGUUACUGCAUAGCAUGAUUUUAUAAAUAUCUUGAUUAAUCACGUUUUCUAUUCAAAGACACUCUCAAAUAUGUUAUCAUGGUAAUUUUGAAAUGAAUGAGAACACUAUCCAGUACAUCUUAUUAAAUCAUAAUGAAAAACUUUAAACAGCUUCUUUAAAACAAAGUAACAUAUCAUGGAUUUAAGACUAUUUCUCACUAAUUUGGAUGUAUUUCUGUGAUUCAUCGAGACAUCAUAGUAAUUCAUAAUGCCUUUAGUUGUUGAAGAUAAUAGUGACAUUGAAGUGUCUUUUACAUAUGCCAGCUACGAACGGGAAACCGAAGCUUCUUUUCUUCUGUCAGGGAAUAAAUCGAGGAAAGUUUUGUCAAAUUCGACGCUUUCAAGCGAAAGUGUUGAUGGAGAUACCCAAAAUGGAGGGAAGAUACACGCGCCAAGAUCACGUGGGGUAAUAGUAAUGGCGGCUUGCAUGUAUAUGAGUUUGUCGAGUUUUGGAAUGGCUUCUGCUCUCGGGGUUGUUUAUGUGGAGCUGAUAUCGGCAUUCCAGUGUCUACGAUCAGAGGCGGCACUUGUUCAAGGAUUGUACAUGGGCAUUACAUUAGGCGGUGGACUUCUCUUCAGAAAUAUCGUAACAAAGUACGACACUGGCGCAUGCGUAAUGGCAGCUGCUGCCUUUGCUGCUGUUGCAAUGGCUUGUGGGAGUCUGGCAAGUGAUAUUGGCACAGUUAUUGCCCUUGUAGGAGUUGUCACGGCUUUAUUUGCAAGUGUUAAUAUCCUCGUUUCAUCAAUAGUUAUCAACUGGACGUUUGUUAAUAACAGAAAAUUUGCUCUUGGUAUUCUGACAUUGGGUUCUACAAUUGGACAGACUGCAAUGCCAUACAUUGCUGACGCUUUAAUCGAAGCAUAUUCAUGGAGUGGAUGUUUGCUAAUUUUGAGUGCCCUAGCGUAUCUAAACAGCAUUCCAUGUGGAAUAAUUAUUCAUUUUUCCAAAAGAUAUUUUCAAACUGGAAGGGAAACCAAGACCAAAGGCGAUACGACGUCUGUUGCGAGCUUUUUGACCGACAGUGCCUUCAUGGUCUACAUGGUGUCAUCAUUUAUAUUUGUAACAUUUGGUCCGGUUGAACUAUGGUUCGUUGUGGACGUCGCUGUUCUUAAAGGCUUUGGAGUCCAGUCGGGCGCAACUUUGCUCUCUCUUAACGGAAUAUUUGGAUUUGCUGGCAGAAUUAUGUAUGCCGUAUUUUUGAAAUUUUAUUCAAAUACACGACCGGAAAUACACAUGUGUUACGGAUUUAUCCUCUGGGCUGUAGCCCAUAUUGGCGUUAUUGCCUCGCCAGUAUACUGGGGAAUGUUCUUGUCGAUGAUACUCCGAGGCUUAUCAGCUAGUAUAGUUAUAGUAUUUCUACCGUCUUUGCAACUGGAGCUUCGAGGGUCAGAAAGCUUUCCAACGACAGUUGCUGUAACUAAUGUGAUAAUGGGUACAGGGGAUAUAAUAGGUGGAUAUCUGGGUGGUUACAGCGUUGAUGUAACAGGGUCGUAUAAUCUAAUAUUUUACAUAGCUGCCGUGGGUACUGUAUACUGCGGAAUCAGUAUGCUUAUUAUUUAUGUGAUCUUCAAAAAGAGAAAACAUCAUUCCGGCCAGUAUCAAAAACUGCCAUGAUCAACUCUUCGAAUAACAUUUUCAUUGACAUGGCUCAUGCAAUAUCCAUUCGAGCCAAAUACAGCAUCAUAAAUAAAACACUCUUUAUACUGUAUCUAAACUAGGCAAACACAGCACUACAACUUGCCUUAAGUUUUACAUUGCUUUUAGUGAUUUAGAACAAACAAAUGCGCAUUUUUCACUGAAAAUAAUUGUAAUUGGUUAUUUUUCAUAUGACAGUUAUAUAAAUUAUAUGAAAACGAUGCCGUCUGGGCGUAUCAUGUAAGGCAUUAAGCACUGGUAUUCGCAAUGGGGGUAAAAUAACCUCAGGAAGAGUGAUGCAGUCAUGACUUUUUGUUUGAAUAAGGCUGUUGUUUGUACAACGCCUUUGAACAUGUCACUGUAUAGAAAUGGGCGUUUAAUCAAAUUAUUCAGUUUUAGUUUCAGUUUCUAAUAGUAUAGUACAUAACCAAGCAAUCGGUGAAUAAAAUAGGAUUCAGAAUUAAAAAUGCACAUAUUAUUAUUAUUACUAUUAUUUUCCACGGCACUGUGAAUGUGGCUUACUGAACAUUUCUCACUUGCCAGUGUUCACGACACUGUAAACGCUGAUUUCUGAACAUAGCUUAUUUGCCAGUGUCUACGUCACUGUGAAUGCGGCUUACAGAACAUUUCUCACCAGCUAGGAUUGACGGCACCGUGAAUGCUGCUUACAGAACAUUUCUCACCUGCUAGUGUUCACGGCACUGUGAAUGUGGCUUACUAAACAUUACUCGUUUGCUAGUGUUCAUGUCACUAUGAAUAAGCUUACAGAACAUUGCUUAUCUGCUAGUGUUCACGGCAUUGUGAAUGCUGCUUACUGGGCAUUGCUAACGUGACUGUGUUCACGGCAUUGUGAAUGCUGCUUUUUACUGAACAUUGAUCAUAUGAUAGUGUUCACGGCAUUGUGAACGCGGCUGUCUGAACAAUUCUCAAGUGAUAGUGUUUACGUCACUGUGAAUGCGGCUUACUGAACAUUUCUCACAUGCUAGUGUUCACGGCACUGUGAAUGCGGUUCAUUUGUAAGUAUUCACGGCACUGUGAAUGCUAUUUGCUGAACUUUGCUGAUUUGCUAGUGUUUACGACACUGUGAAUACGGCUUACUGAACAUUUCUCAGCUGUUACUGUUCAUGGCACUGUGAAUGCUAUUUGCUGAACAUUGCAUGCCAUGAAUAUACUACCACUAGAUUCCCUACUGUUUGUUAACUCAGCGCCGUGUAAUAGCGAUGAGUACAGCCAGUCCACCUACCCGUCUACCCGUCUACCUAUCGUUUUAGCACACCCGCUUAGCUUAGUAGGGAGAGCAUUCGUCUACGGAUCGCGGAGUCGCGAGUUCGAUCCCCGGGCGGGGCGUAUGUUCUCCAUGACGAUUUGAUAAAAGACAUUGUGUCUGAUAUCAUUCGUCCUCAACCUCUUAUAAUUUAUGUGGGGAAGUUGGCAGUUACUUGCAGAGAAAAGGUUUGUACUGGUACAGAACAUUGCCCACUUCUAGUGUUCAUAUCACUCUGAAUGCUGCUUACUGAACAUUGUUCAUCUUGUAGUGUUCACGACACUGGAAAUGCGGCUUAAUGAACAUUUCUCAUCGGCUAGUGUUCACGGCUCUGUGAAUGCUGCUUACUGAACAUUCCUCAUCUUCUAGUGUUCACGGCACUGUGAAUGUGGCUUACUGAACAUUGCUCAUCUUCUAGUGUUCACUAUGAAUGUGGCUUACUGAACAUUGCUCACCUACAAGUAUUCCCUUCACUGUGAAUGCUGCUUACUGAACAUUGCUUAUCUUUUAGUGUUCACUACAUAGUGAAUGCUUCUUACUGAACGCAAGUCGCUUCUAGUGUUCUCAGCAAUAUGAAUACGGCUUACUGAUAAUUGCUCAUCUUCUAGUCUUCAUGGCACUGUGAGUGCUGCUUACUGAACAUUGCUUAUCUUCUAGUGUUCAUCGCACUUUGGAUGCGGCUUACUGAACAUUGCUCAUCAUCUAGUGCUCACGGCACUGUGAAUGCUUCUUACUGAAUAUUGCUCACUUCUAGUGUUCACGGCACUGUGAAUAUGACUUACUGAACAUUGCUAAUCUUCUAGUGUUCAUGGCACUCUGAAUGCUGAUUACUGAACAUUGUUCACGGCACGGCACUGUAAAUCCUGCUAACUGAACAUUUUUCAUCGGCUAGUGUUCACGGCUCUGUUAAUACUGUUUACUGAACAUUCCUCAUCUUCUAGUUUUCACGGCUCUGUGAAUGCUGCUUACUGAACAUUGCUCAUUUUCUAGUGUUCACGGCAUUGUGAACGCUUCUUACGGAACACUACUCACUUCUAUUAUUCACGGCACUGUGAAUGUGGCUUACUGAACAUUGCCCAUCUUCUAGUGUUCACAGCACUGUGAAUGCUGCUUACAUGGUUUCCACUUGGGUACAAUGAAGUACAUUUUCAAUGAAAAUAUAGUGACUUUAGAAAUAAAUAUCACACAUUUUUUUUUAGAAAUCAAAUUAAGUUUUUUCACUGCCUAUGUCCCAGAUGAUGCUACAAACAUCAAAACUUUGAAGUUUCAGUUAAACAUUAUACUGAUUUAAUACCUUUAUUUUAGUUAAAAUUUUUAGAUUUUACACAGGGAGUCUAUGAUUAAGUCCGAGUAAAAUGUAAUCAUUACGGAUUCAAAGUACUAGCCAAAUUGAACUAAGUGGCAAAUCACAAUACAUUGUAGCGACUUGGCGUGUGAGUAGAUCGUUUCCGCUGUUGUUGCAGUAUUGGUAACUUUUAUACUUGACGUUUAGCCCAAGUGAUGUCAUAAGUAAGGAGAAAAGUUAUGACGUAGCUUAACUUGACGUUCAAACGUAAGUCGUUUCCAGGCUACAGAUGUCAGUUCCUGAACACAGUUCAGAGCGUUUAGCUGGAUUGUUUACAGCACAAGUAUAUGUUUCAAUACUUCGACAAAUAAACAAGGAAAAGGUAAGAUAUGUCGUUUGUUCAAACUGUUUUUAACUAUAGCAAAGUAAGAUAAAAUAGAUAUAGUCAUUCGCAUGUAUGUGAAUAUUUUAAAUGUCCACAGAAACUCGACAGAAUUACAUACAUGUCGUCUUAAUAUAUCAAUGUUAAGCUAUUGUAUUUUCCAUAUAACUUUAUUGUAUUUUUGUUAAGAAUAAACAAAGAAUUUGUUGUAUGCUACAUAGAUGCGUUUGAUUUAUAAACAUUUUAUUUUAAGGGGACGCAUACUUUGAAAUUAGAAAAAAAGUGGGUGGGGUAUUAUAAAAUUUACCUGCAAAAAAGUACAAGGUUUUGGUAAAUGAAAUGAAUACUGUUUCAACUGUUAUAAGUACACAAAGGAUUGCUCACUAAAAUAAAAAUGAGAAAAACUGAAACAAGAAAGUUAUUGUUGAAUUACAUAAGACUUCUUGUAUACAUUCAAAGUCAACAAUUAAGACAUUUUGGUGCGAAAAUAAUAGUGCUUCACCUUGUCCAAACAUUUAUCAAUGUCCUACAGAUUCUAAUUUUAAGAAAGAAUGUGAAAUAAGUUCACUGCUUACUUAGCAUAUGUGAGCUAAAACACAUUAUUUAGUUUGUUUACAAAGUAGUGCAUAAGAAAAGAUACGGUGGUCAAGGAAUGCCACAUUCCAAAACUAAAAAAGUAUAUUCCCCUUAAUACAUUAAACAUUUAUCGUUACAGAAGUCUAGUGGCUUACAAUAAAGGCCUAGAAAUGAUGCCAUUAUUAAUUUUUAACUUGGUAUUCAUGAACUACAAUGCACUUAAAUAUCAAAACACAUUCAACAAACUUUUGAAAAUGUAUUGUCUUAAAAAUCCCUAAAAUAAGGUAUGAAAUUUGGUUGAGAGGUCCAAUCAAUGUGUAUAUGUGCAAAAGUAACAUUCUUAUCUUGUUCACAGAAGAUACUAAUACACAGCAGGAAUGUCAAUGAUCAAAACUGGACGAAUAUACAGUUAUACUCACUUUGAUGUCAUUUAUAAUGUGUCCUUGAAUUCUCCACCAUACUUUUCAUAACUCUGUUUGCACGAGUUGCACGAGAAUGUUGUCAUUCACGUAAAAAACGGUGUCAGAUAAGUUGUAAAUGCAAUAUCAUCUAAACGUAAUUAAUGGAUUAUGCAGUUCAAGAUAAACUUUAUCUCAUAACGUAACGAACAUGUAUAAUGUUGUAACAACAACUUUACUUACACUGAUUUAAGUAGCAGUCGGUUUAUAAGUGACUUUAUUGACUCAUUUUGUGUUUUGUUAUUGUUGUCAAAAAGUAUAACGGAAGUGCCGCACAACUGAAUCGGAAACCAGUUUAAUGCGCAAAGUAGUCCACUGUAAGUAAUAUUUUUUGACAAAUGUCC